This is a messenger RNA of Papilio machaon (common yellow swallowtail), 6231 nucleotides long. RefSeq names its product zinc finger SWIM domain-containing protein 8 homolog. The record is from RefSeq and is a predicted model, not a curated record. The transcript is spliced from 29 exons. Lineage: Eukaryota; Metazoa; Arthropoda; Insecta; Lepidoptera; Papilionidae. Gene Ontology annotation, molecular function: zinc ion binding. The coding region runs from base 1 to 5964 and encodes 1987 amino acids. Gene Ontology annotation, cellular component: Cul2-RING ubiquitin ligase complex.
AUGGACCAUAAAGUGGCGGGGACAUCAAAUAAUAAUGGAAAAGGGGGACGACCAGCCGCCCGAGUGGACGUGGGGUCCCCUCUCCUCGACUGGGAAGAGGGUGACCAUUUCAGCUUUGAAGAUUCCGAACGUUUCGAAGAGGAUUCCCUUUGUAGUUGGAGUUCAGAACCUGAAAGUCUCUGUAACAAUUGGCGCGGAUGGAGAAGACCAACAAUAUUACAGGCAAUUUACGGCGGUCGUCCCGUAAAAAAGGCUGUUCAAGAAAAAACUGUGUCAACGUUAAGUGAGCUGGCAGCAAAGUGUGUAGCAUGCCACAUACCAUUUGAAUUAGUGGAGCAUGUAUAUCCACCUGUACCUGAGCAGCUACAGUUGCAAAUUGCCUUCUGGAGUUUCCCUGACAGCGAGGAUGACGUCCGGCUUUAUUCCUGUCUCGCAAAUGGAUCUGCUGAUGAGUUUCAGAGAGGUGAACAUCUUUUCAGAGAUAGGGCAGUCAAAGAUGUUUUACAAAUUGGAUUCCAUUUAUCAGCAACAGUGGUCCUUAACAUGCCAAGAGCUCAAUUCAAUGUGGCAGUAACAUUUGACAGACAAAGGAUCUCCUCAUGCAACUGUACUUGUGCAUCAUCAGCACAUUGGUGUUCUCAUAUUGUGGCAGUAUGCCUCUUCAGAAUACAUCUACCAACACAAGUAUGCCUCAGAGCACCAGUGUCCGAAUCACUACAAAGAUUACGACGAGAUCAAUUGCAAAAAUUUGCACAAUACCUAAUAUCGGAGUUGCCAAGACAAGUAUUACCUACGGCUCAAAGAAUACUGGAUGAACUACUAUCAGCUCAUCCAAAUCAAAUUAAUGCCACAUGUGGGGCUCCUGAUCCUACAGCGGGAGCAUCUGCUUAUGAAUACACAUCAUGGUUUCUCGAUGAAAAGACUUUGCACAGUAAUAUCAACAAGAUUUUAGUCAAGUUUUGUGUACCCGCUCCUAUAGUGUUCAGUGAUGUGAAUUACUUAAGCACUAGCGCCCCACCGGCGGCGGCAGAAUGGACAUCUCUCCUGCGACCGUUGAGAGGACGAGAGCCGGAGGGCAUGUGGAACCUGCUCUCCAUAGUGCGCGAGAUGUUCAAACGUAAUGACAGGAAUGCUAUACCACUGUUGGAAAUCAUCACCGAAGAGAUCAUGGCUUGUGAACAGAUCAUAGUGUGGUGGUACAGCACGAAGGCGGCGCUGGUGUCUUGGAGCGGGUCUGGUGGUGCGGGUGGCAAACAUGGCGGUGCCGGUGGAAACUCUGCCGCACAACACGCCUGCUCCUCGCUCUGUGAUGAGAUGGUGGUACUGUGGAGGCUGGCGGCACUUAAUCCGUCUCUGGCACCGCAUGAACGAGACACCUUGCACGAACAAUUCGCCCAAUGGCACAUGAAGGUCUUGGACAAGGUGGCAAAAAAUCGUAACAACCUUAAUAUGAAUGCAUCAUCGUCUCACUCAAGGCAUUCAAGAUCUCACACGCAUUCGCCGUACAUUAACGGUAUCAGUGAGAACGAGGUGUUCCCCGGAUUCCAUCCAGCUAUGGAGGCCUGCUUCUUGGAGUGGGAUGAUUAUCAGAUCCCAGGAGUGACUUACAGCAAGGAUCUGAAUCCGUUAUAUCACAGUCCGUUCACCAUAUUCCGUCAUACCGACAAACACAAUGAUAGUGUACAUCAGGUCAAUUCUUCAAAAGCAGUAUUAAACAAUGAAAUGUCGUUGAGUUACCGAUUGUCAAACCAGGACCCUUCAAUACAAAGUCAACGCACUAUGAUGCACAGGACUAGUCGUGUCACUGUUGACUUGGCUAUACCAGGACCGUCUAAUCAGCCGUCGGGUUCGGGAGUGGGGCCUAGUGCACCACCGCGAGAAUCUGGAUCACUGGGAGACGGCAAUCAUUCCAGUGUAUCUUCUGAAGGUUUCUGUGAGAAUGAAGAAGAGAUAUUACAACAGAGCGGUGGCGACACGGACUCGCACGCGUCCAGUUCUCCGCCAGUGUCGUCGGAUGACGCACGUCGUCGCAUCUCCAACGACGACUCGGUGUCAGACGACGACUGUCAGAUGUACUACUAUGACGCGGCGGCCGCAAGGCGCGUCGCAAACGAGGGCGCCGGCUCCAGCGCUCACGUGAAUACUGCCUCGUCCAGUGGUGGGGGCGGCGGCGGUGGCGGUGGUGGUGGAGGGGGCGGCGGUGUGGCGGCUGACUGGGGUUGCGGGUGGGAGGUGUCAUUUGCGCGGGCCGAGGGCCUGCAGGCGCACGGACACACGCGUGAGGCUUGCGCGCUCGGCGCCAGCCUCGCCCGCGACCUGCUCUCCAGACCUCCUGCACUCGGUUUCGGGAGUAGCGCUAGCAACGCGGCGGCAGCGGCUGCUGCGGCGGAGGUGAGGCGCGCGAAGAAGCGACACCUGCCACCGCCGCGCCUGUGCGCCGCCACUCACCGCCUCACCUGCCUCGCCUCAGCCACGCUCGCCAAGUGCGCCUUCCUCUGCACCGUAUUAAGUGAAUUCAGCGAGCAUCAUGAAUUAGCUUUCCGUGUGGGUCUGUACGCGCUUGAGAUGUCGCGGCCGCCCGCCAGCACCAAGUCGUUGGAAGUGAAACUGAGCAACCAGGAGACUGAGCUGGUCGCCUUGCUGAAGAAGCUGCCAACGGGCCCGCAACAACUCGCCCUCGCAAGGGAAAAGGCUGAACAACUGCGAGAUGGUGUAUUAAGAAAUCGUGGUCCUACAUUAUUGCCCAUCACACUCGCUUCCUUCUUGUUCGAUGCUUUGGUAAUGUCUGCAACUGAUAAAGAAAGAAAGCAGCCAGUGGAACGUUUGCCGACGGAUGAAAUGUUGGGUUUUGAAGCAGCCGUGGCAACUUUGGGACUGAAGGCGAAUGUGUCGGAGGCGGAACACCCGCUUCUGUGCGAGGGCACACGCCGGCAGCGCGGCGAGCUCGCUCUACUGUUGCUGGGCUACUAUAAAGAUGAUCCCGUCAAGAUGGCACGGGUUAUGAACAAACUACUAGAUCGUGAAAUUCAUCAGCUGACUAAGGGCCCGAUGGUGAGCAUGUACUACAUGACCAACCCGCGUCUCAGCUCGUAUCGUUCGGAAGCCGGCAUCGCGCAGCACUACGGAGCCCACGUCUCACACGCGACACAUGCUGCACACGCGGUACAUGCAGCUCACGCCGCACAUCAGGUGCACCCCGGCCCGCCACCGCCACCCCCUCAUAUGGCGCACGUGCCUCAGCACACCGCGCACGUCGAUUACGCUGCGCAUGCGCAACACGCAGCUGAGUACGCCGCGCAUGCUCAACACGCAGCCGAGUAUGCCGCGCAUGCCCAACACGCAGUGCAGACGCAACAUGUUGCGCAUGUUCAACACGCGCACGUCCAACAUGCACCACAUCCAGCGCAUGCUCCACAUGUACCGCAUGCGACGCACCCGACACACGUGACGCACGCGCCGCACCCGCAACAUGUGGUGCACGCUGGCCACGCUCACCCUGCGCACGUGCCCGCACUGCCGCCGCUGCCCGUCGCCGCACCACACCCGCAGCCGACAAUGCAGCAACAGGCGCCAUGCCCAUUGGUAUCGGACAUUGAGCGGCUGGCGAUAGCAGAUGCGGGAUCGUCACCGCCGGCGAUGCUUCCCGCGCCGCAGCACACCUCGAUUCCGCCAAUGCCGCAGCACGGACAGCACCCGCAGCACUUGCAGCACGCGCAACAUCCGCAGCACACUCAGCUCAUGCAACAGACGCAGCUCCCGCAGCAACCGCAGCACCCGCAGCAGACACAGCUCGCGCCGCAGACGCAGCUGCAGCACAUGCCGCCCGCACAGCACUCGCAACCCAUGCAGCCGAUGCAGCCGUCGCAGCAGACACAACUUCCUCAACUCCCGCAGCAUUCGCAACAUACGCAUACACAAUCUAUCACGAGAUCUAAAGAUUCGAGAUAUAAAGGGAAACGCGUCUACCCUUCUGUACCCAACCAACCGUCGGAGGCGUCGGCGCACUUCAUGUUCGAGCUCGCUAAGUCCGUGCUGUUCAAAGCGGGCGGCACCUCCAGCACCAGUCUCUUUACACAGACAACGUGCGCCAGGGAGGAGCCGCAAGGACCGCAUAGAGGUUUACAUAUGGCUGCGUUUCAAUUGGGUCUCUAUGCACUGGGCUUGCACAACUGCGUGAGUGCGAAUUGGUUGAGUCGUACGUACUCCUCGCAUGUUAGCUGGAUCACAGGUCAAGCUAUGGACAUCGGUGCACCUGCCAUUUUGUUUUUAAUCGACGCCUGGGAGGGACAUUUAACACCGCCGGAAGCUGCGGGCAUUGCUGAUAAGGCGUCGUCAGGUCGCGACGUACACAUAGUGCGCGCGGCGGCGGAGCUGGCGUUGUCGGUGUUACCGCACGCACAUGCGCUCAACUACAACGAGAUCCAGCGCGCCGUGCUGCAGUGCAAGGAGCAGAGCGAUGCCAUGCUCGAGCGCGCCUGCCUCACAGUAGAGGCCGCAGCCAAAGGUGGUGGAGUGUAUCCCGAGGUGUUGUACACGGUGGCGCGUUAUUGGCACGAGCUGUACCUGCGUCAGGGCAGCGAGGAGGAGGCUGCCGAGGAGCCGCAGUACCGCGCGCCGCCGCCGCUCGCCAUGCCCAUGCCAUACGCCCUGCCUUAUCCCUUCACCUACCACCCUUAUCCGCCGCACAUCUACCAGCUGCAGUACGGAGCCGCGCCGCCUCCUCAUCCGGCGCCGCCCUACGCUAUGCCGCAGUACUUCUUGCGGGGUAUAGUGGCGCCGCCGCCGCCCCCGCACCCGCACGCCCACCCGGCGCACGCCACACUGCCGCAGCACGUGGCGCACGCGCCGCACCAGCCCCUCCCCGCGCUACCGCCGCUCCCCGCGCACCCGUCCCAUCAGCCGCACCAGCCACAUCAGCCGCACACGCUACCGCCAUCUAUAACUGUCAAUCAUCCAGCAACGAUCCCCCCACCGAUCCCAGCGACACACACCGCAGUAGCGGGCGUGGGCACCGUGUCCGCCGUGGGUCCCGUUAAUAGCGUGAAUGGAGUGGGCAGUGUGACCAACGUGGGCACAAUACCCAAUGUGGCCAAUAUGACGAAUGUGGCCAACAUGGCAAACGUUCCCAACAUGGGCAGCAUGGGAAACACCAGUAACAUGGGAAACGUGACCAAUAUCGGAAACGUUAGCACCAUGGGGAAUGUUAACAACAUGGGAAACAUGGGCAACGUUAACAAUAUGGGAAAUGUAGGAUUAAUUGGAAACAUGAACAACACAGGAAGUGUGGGAAAUAUGGGAAACGGUGUGGUAGUUAAUAUGGGCAACGUGGGCAACGUGGCGAACGUGGGCAAUGUGAACAACUUGGGCAGCGUGCCCCCUCCCGCGCCGGGCCUGCCCUCGCUACCUCAAGCGCAAUUGAGACGUUUGCUGGCAGCGUACAGAGUGGGCAUGUUGGCUCUGGAGACGCAAGCACGGCGGGUGCACGACGACCGGCCGCAGAAUAAAUUUGGAAGGAACCCGCCUUACGGUGAGCACGUGAAGUGGUUGCUGCGCAUAUCGAAGCGACUGGGCGCUCAGUACUUGCACCAGUUCUGCAUGUGCGCGGUGAACUCUGUGGUGUCGCCGUUCGUGUUGUACGAGCUGUGCGUGGAGUCGGCGCACUGGUUGGCUCGAGGUGGACCGCACCAGCUGGUCAUGCAGCACUUCCGGGGCACACUAUCGCCCCUCGUACAGAAGUGUCAGCAGAUGUACAUCCAGUGUAUUCACCAGAAGCUGUACCACUUGACGCCGCUGGAGUAUGAAGAGUUCGUAGGCGUGGUGCUGUCAGCUCGCACCGCCUUCCAGCUGACACCUGAGGGACACACGCAGUUCAAGGAAUGGCUCGCCUCGCUGCGCAGAUCGAAGUCUUGCAAGAAGGAUCUAUGGACGCAGCUGAACGCGGCGCUGCAGACGAAUGGCAAAUGACGUCAGCCGAUAGUUUGUAUGGUGCAGUGCGCCCCCCACACACUGUCACAGCCCAUGCAAUGUCCGGACUACCGGCUCUUGUACUACUUACAUCUCUAGUGUUUCUCAAGUGCUUGUGUUGUUUGUAACCCGAUUACUAUCACAGAAUCUACCGAAGUAUUGUUACGCACUCAAUAUGCGGCUUCGAUAUUUUAUGUUUUGUGUUUUGAUGAUGUAUGAAUUUAACUUUCUUGGUGAGCUGAUAAAUUGCUAGUUUCUUUUUUUCUG